Messenger RNA from Schizosaccharomyces octosporus yFS286, 609 nucleotides. RefSeq names its product 60S ribosomal protein L27. NCBI's taxonomy places the organism in Eukaryota, Fungi, Ascomycota, Schizosaccharomycetes, Schizosaccharomycetales, Schizosaccharomycetaceae. Gene Ontology annotation, cellular component: cytosolic large ribosomal subunit; ribosome. The transcript has 2 exons. Gene Ontology annotation, biological process: translation. The record is from RefSeq and is a predicted model, not a curated record. Gene Ontology annotation, molecular function: structural constituent of ribosome. The coding region runs from base 91 to 501 and encodes 136 amino acids.
AGUGGCACCUCAGUAAACGAAAAGAAAACAGUCACAAAGUUUCGUGUCUUGGGAAUUCGAGGAAGAGCAAGUUUGACUCACGACAAAACAAUGGCUAAGAUUCUCAAGCCAGGAAAGGUUGCUCUUAUCACCAGAGGUCGCUUUGCCGGUAAGAAGAUUGUUAUUCUUCAAACCAUCGACCAAGGCACCAAGGCCCACCCCUUCGGACAUGCUGUCGUUGCUGGUGUUGAGCGCUACCCUUUGAAGGUCACCAAGUCUAUGGGUGCCAAGCGCAUUGCCAAGCGUUCUCGUGUGAAGCCUUUUAUCAGAGUUGUUAACUACAACCACUUGAUGCCCACUCGUUAUGCUCUCGAGCUUGACAACCUUAAGAACCUUGUCAGCGCUGAGACUUUCAAGGAGCCUUCCCAACGCUCUGCCGCCAAGAAGGUCAUCAAGAAGACUUUUGAAGAGAAGUACCAAACUGGCAAGUCCGCUUGGUUCUUUACUCCUUUGAGAUUCUAAUUUUGAGGUAGUGUUUGGAAAAAUAUGAAUCUUAAAAUCCUAAAUGUUAAACUUGCGAAUUUUCGUAGGCCAUUGCCAAUUUCGUAGAUGUAUAUUUAUGUGCUUGUU